AUGUCAGUCCAAAUCAACAAGAAUAAUAGAAAAGCUACUGCUAGUAGAAUCACCCAAGAAACUAAGAUUCAAAUCGCGAUUAAUCUUGAUGGUGGUCCGUUAGACUUUGAACACUCCAUCUUGGGCAAAUCGUACGAAGAGGACUUGAAAAUCCACAAUGAAAAAUCCCUUGUUGAAUCUCAUCAAUAUCUUGAGAUCCACACCGGUAUUGGUUUCUUGGACCAUAUGAUCACUGCGCUUGCUAAGCAUGGUGGGUGGUCCUUGAUUGUCGAAUGUAUCGGGGACUUACAUAUCGAUGAUCAUCACACCACAGAAGAUGUUGGAAUCCUUCUCGGUGAUGUGUUCCACAAAGCCAUUGGUCACAUCAAAGGUGUUAAAAGAUUUGGUAGUGGAUUUGCUCCAUUAGAUGAAGCCUUAUCUAGAGCAGUUGUUGACUUGUCAAAUAGACCAUUUGCCGUUAUUGAAUUAGGUUUGAAAAGGGAAAAAAUUGGUGACUUGAGUUGUGAAAUGAUUCCUCAUUUCUUGGAAAGUUUUGCGGAAAGUGCUAGAGUUACUUUGCACGUUGAUUGUUUGAGAGGUUUCAAUGAUCAUCAUAGAAGUGAGUCUGCGUUUAAGGCGUUGGCUAUUGCUAUCAAGGAAGCCAUUUCUUAUACUGGAUCCAAUGAUGUUCCAAGCACCAAAGGUGUUUUAUUCUGA
This is a messenger RNA of Saccharomycopsis crataegensis, 696 nucleotides long. It is a transcript of the gene HIS3, whose product is annotated as imidazoleglycerol-phosphate dehydratase HIS3. The record is from RefSeq and is a predicted model, not a curated record. The transcript has a single exon. Bases 1 to 696 code for a protein of 231 amino acids. Gene Ontology annotation, biological process: L-histidine biosynthetic process. Gene Ontology annotation, molecular function: imidazoleglycerol-phosphate dehydratase activity. Lineage: Eukaryota; Fungi; Ascomycota; Saccharomycetes; Ascoideales; Saccharomycopsidaceae.